AUGGUGGUGCUAAUCCGUAUGCAUCAGGUACUUCGCGUACUUGAAAUUUGCGGAACGUUCACAAGCACCUGGCCGCCUGAAUCCACAGCCGGAAAGCGAGAAAUCUUCAUUCGAGAUCUCGGUUGGACUUUGGCAAUUUUGAAUGUAUUGAGCUCGUUUCCACCGUUGAUUCUUGGUGCAUGGUAUUCUAGAAACAAUAUUAUUCCAAUGAUGAAGUCACUGUCUGAAUUAACAGCACUGAUGGAAGUACUGUUCAAUUUGAUCCUGUGUAGAAUAGGAAGAUCGCAAUUACAGGAGCUUUUAGCAAAGCUAAAAAACUUCUUCAAACAUUCCGAGUUGCAUGAGAGGCAUAUUAUACAGAAAUAUAUAAACCGUUACUCGGGAUUUUACGCCUUUGUUGGAAUAUCUUAUAUCAUGGCAGCAAUCACUUUUUCCUGUGGUCCUUUGUUCUUGUCGAUAAAUCUUCCAAUGGAAUCCGCAUGGUAUCCGUUUUCUACCGAAACUCCUUACACUAGAUGUAUUCUUUACGUUAUGCAAGUAUUCGCCAUUUUACAAACGGGAUUUUGUAUCACGGUGGAUUUCAUGAUUGCAAUGUUCUUCUGGUAUUCUUCUGCAAGGCUGGAAAUGCUGGCACAGGAACUGCAACAAAUAACACAUGAAAAUGAUUUAAAAACGUGUAUCCAAAAACAUCAAGAAAUAAUAAAUUUUGUAGGUGAAGUUCAAUAUACAGUUCGAUAUUUAAUUUGCAAAUCAAAUAUUACAAUGGCCUGCGCUGUAAUUUGUGGAGCUUUUCCUUUACUUUAUAAACAACCUCUGGUUGGAACGGCACAAUUUAUCUGCAUGGUGGUGGGCGGAUGUGAGAGACUUUAUAUUACAGCUUGGCCAGCAGAUGAUUUAGCUGAAGUUAGUCAACAAAUUGCUUGGUCUGCAUAUAGUAUACCCUGGUUCGAAAAAUCGCAUAAAACAAUCACUAAUAUAUCUAUCCUUAUACAAAGAAGCAAAAAACCACUUUUGAUAUCUAUGGGCGGUAUGUUUCCAGUGCUGUCAAUACAAUAUUAUGCUAAUUUUAUAAAAACGAUUUCAUCUUAUUUCAUGACAAUAAGAGCUGCAAUUCCUGAAUAA
Molecule: messenger RNA, 1122 nt
Organism: Nylanderia fulva
Lineage: Eukaryota; Metazoa; Arthropoda; Insecta; Hymenoptera; Formicidae
Product: odorant receptor 10-like
Biological process (GO): sensory perception of smell; detection of chemical stimulus involved in sensory perception of smell
Cellular component (GO): plasma membrane
Molecular function (GO): odorant binding; olfactory receptor activity
Source: RefSeq, a predicted model, not a curated record